Molecule: messenger RNA, 6360 nt
Organism: Vitrella brassicaformis
Lineage: Eukaryota; Vitrellaceae
Source: the annotation of a GenBank genome assembly
UGACUGAGUGGCUGCGACUUAAUGCCUGACAGGUCUACAUAUGGCGUGGCGUCUGUGCAGCUAUGCAUCACACCACCCAGAUCAAUUCCCUCCCCGGUCACCCAGUCAGUAUGUGUGUGUAUCAACAAGCAAGAAAAUGGCCAUUCAUCCAGCCAGCCAAUUACAUAGAUGGAUGAAAAUGCAUGGCCACACAGGCAGACAGUCAUUCCAUCUAUCUCCUGCCCUGCACUGCCCUGCCAGUCUACACACAGAGACAGCCUCCCUGCUUGUCCUUCCCUGUUGGCUACGCAUCGCGUCAGCCGACGAGUGCACAUCACAUCACAUCCAUGCAGCCAGUCCAUAUCAGUGUGUGUGUGUGGUAUGCAUUGUCCCCGCGGCAGGCCAUCUACACUACUCACGGUGGCAAAUCCAUCUACGGCUCCGUGUGUGUGUGCGUCUUCAUUCGUUCAAUCAUCGCUCCACCGGUCGGUAUGUGCCGCGAGUGCCCCUGUUCCGGCCGGCCGACCGGCCCCCCGACCCGCCACGCCACUCGUCUAAGCUGUGCAGCGGACUGGAAUCAGCCUUGGCUGCACAAACCAACACGCACAGAGGGACACAUGAGUGUGCAGAGGAGAGGUGUGUGAGGGGUGGGUGUGAACGUUGCGUUGCGUACGUGUGUCUCUGAAUGGCUCGUUGAGUUGUCUCCUGUACUCUUGGUAGGCGUCGAGGUCGUCGUACCGGCGGCCAUCGCUAGGCGACACGGAAUGCAGAUACGCAAUCCAGGACGUCUGAUGUAUUUAUUGCAAGGAGGGAGGCAAGACAACACACCCAUGGCAUCCCACGCCACGUCAGGCACACUCUUUGUUGUGUGUGUAUAGGAACGAACGCACCAGCAGUUGUGUGUUGACGAUCAUCUCGUGGAAGAAUCCGGUCUCGUAGGUCGGAAUCGGCUGAAUCGUGCUGCAUUAGUCAAUCCAUAACCAACACAUCCGACGUCAUACUCGUGUGGGUUUGCCUGUUCUGAUUGCAUGUCGGUUAUCCGUACCGUUUGGUCAUGGCGAGUGGUUUGAGCGCUGCCUCCAUCAUGGCCAGCAGCGAGUGCAGCAGCUCCUCGGGCCACUUGGUCCACACCGCAACCGACUGACCCAGCCAUCAACGCGCAAUUCAUCAACGACAAAUGGAGCGAACGAACAGUGCAGACACCGACCCACCGCACCUGUUUCUUCUUGGAGCAUGUGAUUUCGAUGCACCACGGCAGCCCGUCCGGCAGUUUGUUGCCCGGAUGACCCUUGCCGUCACGGCUCGACAACCUACCAGUCCAGUCAGCAUUCCAUCCCCACACAUAACAUGUGAGGGCGUGGCUUUGGUGAGUGAUGAUGUGUGUGUCAUAUGGUGUGCGGAGUAGAGACCACCCACCCCACCUGUGUGUGAGUAUGAUGGUGAUGCCCUUGGAGGGAGGCGGCUCCGUGUCCAAAUCCAAUCGCUCGGCCAACUGGGGAAUGCAAUGCGACUCCAUAAAGUAAAGUCACGUGUGGAUGGCUGAGGGAAUGUGCGUAUGUGCGUACCAGGCAUCCCUCGACGACCUUCCAGUAGCGCAGCACCGUCGUGAUAGCCGCGACCAAUGGAAUGCCCAACGCUGUGUGAUGCGAUGCACCCACACAUACACACACAUUUACAGACAAAUCAAGUGCACACCUCCUUUCGUUUGCCCGCCUUCUGCUGUUCCGUCCUCGUUGUGUCGAUCGACUGCCUUACUUACUUCCAGCUUUGUAUUCGCGUGUGUUGAUGGGCGUGCCCUCCGCCAGCUCCUUAGCCGAGCACGACGCCAGACGGGACGGCCAGUCACUCACAGGCACGUCACCUGUCAUGCAUGACACACACACACGACACACGACACACACGUGUGACAUGACAACCUAAGCUGCACCCGUAUGUGCGUAUGUGUGCAGUGAGUGCACUCACAGCGGUCGAUGUACUGCCGCAUCACCGGAAGGUUGUUCCUGAACAUCACAUUAACCACGCACAGCAUCAAUCAGAUCAUCCUAUCCGCUCAUUCAUUCCCUUUGGCUGUCUUCUCCCUGCCACCCCACUUACUCGUCGAGAAACUGGUCGUACGUGGGAUGUUUGCCCACCGCUGCGCCAUACGCUAUGCCGCCAGGGGGCGCUAUGGCUGUUGGACACACAACACAUGACGCACAGAAACAAAGGCAACCACGCGUGAAUGAGGCCGGGCGGGGUGGGGUGUCCGCUUUGCUCUGACGAGUUGGUCACCUCACCUGGUGCGAAUGCCGAUCCAGGGGGCAUCUCGUGUGUGGGGCUGCCGCGACUGGUCGCACUCUGGAACAUCCAUCGCAUCGACAGGUGCGGUGCAGAGAGGGAUGGACACGUCACACGUAUCGAUGGAGGCAGGUGGGUAUGCCGACUGACUGACCUUGGCGCUGGCUUCGCUGCUGCUGCUGGCGCCCUUGGGCGUGACGAACUCUACAUACUUGAGGCGAGACGACAAAUCCGCCUUCCUCAAGGUGCUGACAGACGAACAAAUGACACACAUACAUUGCCAGACAGUGUCUUGCUGUGCGAGCCUUCGAGUGAGGGUGCAUACGUUGUGGUACGCAGGUGGUCGAACCAGGAUUGCUGUAUGAAGACACACAACAUGUAGACAGGGAGUUGUGUGUGUGUGUGUGUGUGUAUGGACAGCUCGAGGCAUAUGAGUGUGUUUAGACUACUCGCAUACCAUGAGUUUGGUGUUGAUGAUGAAAUUGGCGAAGAAGACGGCCUCGUACGUGUCGCACGGAUGCAGACACUUCCGACCCAUCGGCUACACACACACACACACAAAUGGAGGGAUGGAUGGAUGGAUGGAUCGGUGAGUGUGUGUGACCCUGGUCAUGGUGCGAGUGAGAUGUCUGACCUUAAACAGGGCUACGAUCAUCGCUAGGAGGGUGCGCAGGUCAUCACACGACCACGACGUCAGCACGGCUAUGCACUGACACACGCAAUCACACAUCACAUCCACACACACAUUUUCGGGCAAUGUCAGUACCUGUUUCUUGACGUAGCAGGUGACAGCAACGGUCCAGACGCUGCCGGGGUCAUCAUCCCACGCACGGCUGGCCGCAGGGAUGCGAUACCUGCACAGCACACAGACGGACAUGUCGUCGAUGAAGGUACCCACGUAUCUGAGUGAGUGAGUGUGUGUCGGUGCUGUGCUGACUUGUCCAUCAUGUGCAGCUCGAUCUUCUCCGCAUCGAUGCUCUCACACGGACCAAUCUACACACACACACACACACACACAGAGAGAGAGAGAGAGACGAGGAGUGCUGGCGUGACCUUAAGCAGCCAGCCUCCAUAAAGAUGCCCGUACCCAGACUCUGGAUGCGAUGCGCCAGAACUUGAGGACGCCACACAGUGUGGACAGGAAGGGCAUCUCUGAACCCUUCUCCUUCCGGGACACUGGCACUACACAUACACACACAGACACAGACACAUGGCAUGGGCGUGUGUGCGCCUCUCUGUGCGUGUGAGUGUGUGUACUCUUACCCCUGUUGGUCGGUUCGUAUUCGUUUGGCAGGUCGGGCAUGUUGGGGGCUUCCUCAGUCACCAGACGAGACGCCCAGUCCGUCAUCGAUAUGUCAAUGUCCGCUGACACACACACACACACACACAUAGAGAGAGAGAGGGAGAGAGAGAGAGAGACGUAACGUGGAUUGCGUGUCAACAAGCGCGUGGUACACACAUGGACCUACCUGCGUGGAUGUCUGUCGUGACGGUGGCUGAGUCCUCCUCCGUGUAGUACUUCCGCGGCAACUCACCCGUGUCGCUGCACAGCACAGCACAGCACAGGACACACAUCACGAUGCAGACAGACAUAUCCACGUCACGUACGCUCCCAUGUGUUGUGGGUUGGAUGGAGCACUUACACGUCCUUGGCGGCGCCACUUAGAUGCGCGGCAGAUGACGACCGGGAGGGCUCUGAGAACAUAUGCGAUGAAUGAAUGGAUGUGAUGCCCCCCUGUCUCCGUGCGUGUCCGGCUGACCCAGCUCUUCUGGUUGUUGCUGCUGCUGCUGUGUGUAGUUGUCGUGUGGUUGAUCUUCCUCACCCUCGACGAUCUCGUCUGGCUCGGGACGCAGGAUGUUCUCAUUCGCAUAUGCCGUCAUGGCUGACAUGCACACACGCGCAGAAUACACCGAGAGGCGUAGAUACAUGUCAUGUGCUGCAAUGCAUUGCAUGUGGGGGAGUGGGGUGUGGUGUGCUUUCAUACUUGCGCCUCGCAUCGGUGAGGACAGUUGCACGUCGCGGUCUGGCAGGUAGUGGCACACACAAGGAAGCAGACAGAUUUGGUGGGUGCAUAUAACUAAUUUAUGUGGGCCCCCUGUCCGUGCUGUCAACGUAACGUACCAAUGGCAGCUUCGAUGAGGUUGGCGAUGGUGUGUCGGUCCAUGGUGAGAAUCUCAGACUGCCAGCCACGACGGGUCAACGGGAACGCCUUGACACGCACCAGAAGGAGACACAUGGAUGGAUGGAUGGAUGUGUGUGUAAGCUGUCUGUUUGUCUGUCUGUCUGUCUGUCUGUCUGACCACUUGUUUAUCGUCCAUGAUGUGUUUGAUGGUGUCGAAGCUCAUCAUGUCCACCAGCCGCACAAACUCGUCGAUCUUGACGAUCUUGCCGCACUCUGCACCGCACCCAAACACACGACACACACAGGGACACGUCUGUCUGUGCCUGUGUUGUUCCCUGCUGCUGACUGACUGACUGACUGACCGGCCUUUGCCUCUUCCCAGAGGUUGAAGACGACGUUUGGGUCACGCCGCUGCACCUCACCCAACACACGCGAUAACUCCUCACUGAUUGCACACAUCACACAGAGAGAGAGAGACAUACAGAUCCAUUGGCUUGGCUUGACAACAAGGAAGGAGUAUGUGUGGUGUGGAUGGAUGUGCUGUGCACCCCGCCCGCACCGGUCUCGGUAAGGGAAGCUCUUGGCCUCGCACUCGUCAGGAAUCGUAUUGACCUGUUCAUGCCCAUCAAAGCGUUUGCCUCAUCUUGCGAAAGUCACGGGUGUGGUGUUUGUGUGCAUUUGUACGAGCAGUCGCCAGUCGAUGGGCAUGUCGACGAGCAUGUCGGCCAAACGCGAGAGCAACGUCGCCAGCUCCGAUGCACUCACGUCACCUGCACACACACACACAGAGAGAGCGAAGGAUGAGACGAGGCAACGGAGGCAUGGUUUGUUGACAUGCCUCGAUCGUACCCAGAUGCAUUUCGUCCUCUGGCUGCUGCCCUGUCCCGGAGCUGCUGGCUGCUGCAGCAGCGGCCGCCGCCGGGGCUGAGCUAUCAGCCGCCUGAAAGCACACUCACGCAUAGCAUAGGCACUCCCCCAUGCCAUGCGAGCGAUUUCGUGGCCGCCACCCCACCCACCUCCUUGUGCUGGUCUUUCUUUCUGUCUUUUUUCUUUUUCUCCUUUUGCUGCUGCUGCUGCUGGUGCUGUGCCUCUUGCUCCUUCAGCCGCUCCUGGGAAGUCUGCCAGGGCUUCAGACCCCUGUCCUCAUUCUCCUGUGGGCAUAAAGGAAAUGAAUGCAUGACACGACGCGCAUCGCAUCGCAUCCAUGGCAUGGCAUGGGAACCAUCCAUAUACCCGGCUGGCUGGCUGUUUGCAUUCAGUUGUGUAGGUGUGUACGGUGUGUAUCGGUCGGGUCGGGUCGGCUGACCUUACCUUGUCGCGUUUAGCGUCCGCUAUGUUGUUGAUGGAUAUUUGCGGCAGGGGGAUCUUCUCCUUGGCCAAGUAAUCGCGGAUGCACUGACACCGAAGCCGACUCGUCUCGACCAACUUCCUGCAUUGCACACAAUGAAUGCAACACACGCACACACACACACACACACACACCUGCGCUCAUGGGAUGGGUCGAGUCGGUGCGUGUGUUGGUUUCAGCCGUGCUUACCAUCCGAUGAUCUCUUCAAAUUCCCUCCUCUGCUCUCCAACAAUGUUCUCGGCGGGAUUCCGACGACCCGCCUUCUCAUACUGAAUAUAUCACAGCAAAUGACCAUACAACAAAACGCACACACACGGCAUGAGUGGACGUCACAGCAACGCCCAGGUGUGGUUGUCAGUCAGGCAGAUCUGUGUGCGGCAGCCAGCCGUCCAUACUAUUCUUCCCAUCCUGCCGUGAUCUUUUUUGUUUCUCACCGCUUUCUGGACGAGGGCAGACAGGUCGUCGGUGUCAGUGUUGUCGGCGCCGUCUGGAUUGUACAGCCCUGACGCAUCGUAGUAGGUCCCGUUGGAGCGCAGCUGAGCCAUGGCGCACAACCAGGAGCUGGUAGAUGGAUGGGACCACGGACCUCACGGAGUCAUCCGCGAGGGACUCCGUUUUUUUACGGAAGAAGAU